This is a messenger RNA of Humulus lupulus (European hop), 318 nucleotides long. RefSeq lists its product as uncharacterized. The transcript is spliced from 4 exons. Bases 1 to 318 code for a protein of 105 amino acids. NCBI's taxonomy places the organism in Eukaryota, Viridiplantae, Streptophyta, Magnoliopsida, Rosales, Cannabaceae. The record is from RefSeq and is a predicted model, not a curated record.
AUGCACUUUGGUAUAUUAUCUUGGUUUUAUGCUGUUGUUAGUACUAAAACUUUAGGAUUGCAAACUAAAGCCAAAACCAAGGAAUCUGAAUUUGAAAAACCAAUAAAUUCAGCAUCAGCAGGUGACAUUACUAAAGCUGCAGAAGCUGCACUAAAGUUGGAGCGUGAAAGAUUAAAAAAGUUGGAAGACUUGGAUGAAGGAAACAAGGCAUUAGGAUUGAAUGUAAAUAAGGAGCUUUCUACUGGUGUGAAAAAGUUAUUGAGGGAAUCGUCUGGCCAGUACAGCGACUUCAGUAUUCUUUCCUCUUUAAAUUCUUAG